AUGUCACUCGAUAAUGAAACUGGAUUGGAUCCUUCCGGCAUCAGGAUCAGGCCUGUAUCUGGACUUGUGGCAGCUGAUUACUUUGCUGCGGGUUAUUUUGUAUGGGCAGUUUUGAUUGCUAAUUUGGCUCGCAUCGGAUACGAGGAAAAAAAUAUGUACAUGGCUGCAUAUGAUUGGAGGCUCUCAUUUCAGAAUACUGAGGUACGUGACCAAAGCCUGAGCAGGAUAAAAAGUAAUAUAGAACUCGUGGUAGCUACAAGUGGUGGGAAAAAGGUAGUUGUAAUUCCGCAUUCAAUGGGUGCUCUGUACUUCUUGCAUUUUAUGAAGUGGGUUGAGGCACCAGCUCCAAUGGGUGGUGGGGGUGGAUCAGACUGGUGUGCUAAGCAUAUAAAGGCUGUAAUGAAUAUUGGUGGACCAUUCUUGGGUGUUCCUAAAGCGAUCUCGGGAUUGUUCUCUGCUGAGGCCAAGGAUAUUGCCGUUGCCAGGGCUAUUGCACCAGGUGUUCUGGAUAUAGACGUAUUUGCUUUUCAAACCUUACAGCAUGCAAUGCGGAUGACUCGUACAUGGGAUUCAACAAUGUCAAUGAUACCAAAAGGUGGGGAUGCUAUCUGGGGUGACCUUGAUUGGUCACCAGAAGGAGAUUAUGAAUGUAGUGCAAAGAAGUUGAAGAACAAUGAUACGAAAAUUGCUGGCCAGAAUGGGAAAGGGAGUUCAGGAAAUGCAACACAUGUCAAUUAUGGAAGAAUAAUAUCGUUUGGGAAGGAUGUAGCUGAGAUGCAUUCAUCAAAGAUUGAUAGGGUGGAUUUCAGGGGUGCUAUUAAGGGUAAUAACCUUGCAAACACAACUUGCCGUGAUGUAUGGACUGAGUAUCAUGAUAUGGGCAUUGGGGGAGUCAAAGCUGUUGCAGAUUACAAAGUUUAUACAGCUGGAUCGAUUUUGGAUCUGCUUCAUUUUGUUGCUCCAAAGAUGAUGAAGCGUGGUGGUGCUCAUUUUUCCUAUGGAAUUGCUGAUGAUUUGGGUGACCCAAAAUAUGGGCAUUAUAAAUAUUGGUCAAAUCCUUUAGAAACAAAAUUACCCAACGCUCCGGCCAUGGAGAUGUUUUCAAUGUAUGGAGUUGGAAUACCCACUGAAAGAGCAUAUGUUUACAAGUUUAGUCCGGCUUCUGAUUGCUACAUUCCUUUCCAGAUUGAUACCUCAGCCGAGGGUGGAAACGAGGGCACUUGUUUAAAAGGUGGAGUCAUUUCUGUUGACGGAGAUGAAACCGUUCCUGUUCUGAGUGCAGGUUUCAUGUGUGCAAAAGCCUGGCGUGGUAAAACCCGAUUCAACCCUUCAGGCAUCCGUAGUUACAUAAGAGAAUACAAUCAUGCUCCUCCAGCUAAUCUUCUGGAGGGCCGGGGAACCCAGAGUGGUGCUCAUGUUGAUAUAAUGGGGAACUUUGCGCUAAUAGAAGAUAUUAUAAGAGUAGCUGCAGGGGCUACUGGAGAAGACUUGGGGGCAGAUCAAGUUCACUCUGAUAUCUUCAAAUGGUCCGAAAAGAUUGAGAUAGACCUGUAG
Ilex paraguariensis (yerba mate) is the source of this 1554-nucleotide messenger RNA. The record is from the annotation of a GenBank genome assembly. Lineage: Eukaryota; Viridiplantae; Streptophyta; Magnoliopsida; Aquifoliales; Aquifoliaceae.